This is a messenger RNA of Ylistrum balloti, 1920 nucleotides long. RefSeq lists its product as uncharacterized. The record is from RefSeq and is a predicted model, not a curated record. Lineage: Eukaryota; Metazoa; Mollusca; Bivalvia; Pectinida; Pectinidae. The coding region runs from base 1 to 1920 and encodes 639 amino acids. Gene Ontology annotation, molecular function: chitin binding. Gene Ontology annotation, cellular component: extracellular region. The transcript is spliced from 8 exons.
AUGACGUGUAGGAUCAUUAAUUCUACCUGGAAAUAUAUUGAUGUAGUUCGCCUCGAUUCUGCCGAAGAUGUGCUUGUUGCUCGGGUAAAUGGAUCUACCAUAAGUCAGCCAUUAUAUCCCAGAGUAACCACUAGUAUGAGUUCGGGAAAUGUGGUCGUUGAUUUUACCGCUGUGGAGUGCACUGAUGCAGGAAAUUAUGUCUGUGUAUUGAAUGAUGACGCAUCAGUCAAGAUUCAAUCACCAGAUUCAGUCUUACAAGUCCGACGCUCUCCAUCAGUUCCUAUGUUUGACUUGAAUGCUCACCAAGUCAUUGGCUCAAGCUUGAACCGUCACCAUAGACACAAGUGUUCGGGAGAUGUGGGCUAUCCUGCUGGAGAGUUCAAAGUUCAGUAUGCAGCCUCAGGAUCUUCAGUGUUCAGUGAGCUUUCCGUCUCAAAUAUUCAGACCACACCGAGUGAGUGGCUCUGUAACAGUACUGAACGAACGAUGGAAUUUGAGAUAGCCUUCCAGGCAGACAUGGACGAAGGAGUGAUCAGAUGUGACAUACAUAAUCCUCUUACUAGUUCAACAACUCACUCAAAUAACGAAACAAUCGAAUUAAUUCCAGGUGACAUUUGUUCAAAGACAGAUUUGAAGGUGAUACAUCAUCCAAAAAACUGCAAAAAACAUGUCACAUGCUAUGGAGAACCUGAAGGUUACGAAGAAUGUGAAGAGAUGUGUGUGAAGAUUAACAAUGGAAAUUCUCAUUCAUGUGUUGACUGCAAUGAAGAUGUCUGUCCCAAGGAAGAUACAACAACAGUUCCAGUUACCACUACUUCUGGACCAUCGUUGCUGAUGUGCAAUGACAUAUCUGGCUAUACCGAUGACUCUGCCUCGGUUCAAUGUCAAAUUACAAGCAAUGAUUUUGACACCAUAUUCCUAUCUCAUAUGUCAUCGUCUGGGUCAGACCUAGUGUCGUUGGGAAGUCUGACGAAAGCACCAGCUGUUGUCACGACAACGGAUCCUUUGUGGGAUGGCCUUGACCUUGUGUACAAUAUGGACGGGUCACUGAAAUAUAUCAACGUGUCAAUACCAAAAGUAGCAUGUGAAAUGGAUGGCAUGUUUUAUCUAAAUUUAACCAAUGGUAACCUGUCAUCAGUGGCAACCUCUCAGUUUAAUGUAUUAGAACCUCCUGUGAUGCCGUCUUCACUUUCUUUAACUUUUGCAUCAGUUGGUGAGAAUAAUGCACAGACAUUUACAUGUGAAGGUGAAAUCGGUACAAAUCAGGGGACAUUGACGUUGGAGAUCUUUGAUAAGUCAUCUGAACAAUUUAACCCAAUCACAAGUGUCAACAGUCCUACCGAUCAGAAGAACGGGUGUAUGGUGACCCGGACCAUAAAGACAAACUCGUUCCUAUCUUUCAGUCAGAAUGGUACUGUGGCAAGGUGCUCUGCUUCACUACAUGACAUUGAAAAGGCAAAGGAUGUGAUCAUAACUUCUGAUAAUGUCACAUUGCUUGUAAUUCCAUUGAGUGUGUGUGAACCUAACGACACGAAGGUGGCAAAUCCGUACGACUGUUACCGAUACGUGACUUGUGGGGAUGGCGGAAUAACGGACCAGCCAUGUGGAGUUCUCUGUUUCAACCCGGUCUAUAGUAACUGUUCUACACAAUGUGAUCACUGUAAUCCAGUCCCAGACAAUCCGUUAGACUGUUCUAACUAUCCAACUGGUUCAUGGUACAUACCACCAGUCAACAUCUACCCCUCCAAGUGUGAUCAAUAUGUCUGGUGUGCAAGUGGAACAAAAGUGGCUGAUAAAACAUGUUCGCCAGGGCAAUAUUUCACCAACUUCACUGAGUCAGCACAAACAUGUACAGCAGACUAUGAAAGCUCAUUCUGUGCAGCAUACGGUGAGACAACUAAAGAUGUCAAACAAUAUUAA